ACGGGCCAAUUGUAGUGGUUUUUACUGAAUAAAUAAUAAUUACGUAGUUUACGUAAAAUAAAUAUUAUAAAGUGGACGAAAACUAUGCUGGUGGUGUUGUUAGUGUGAUAGUGUCAAUUAUUUAUUGCAUACUUAAGUGGUUGAAAUGGAUCCCUUCACUCAGCGUAUGUUAGAACGAGCAAGAGCGAGACAGGAGAAAAUUGACCAAAAACUAGCAAAUUCUGGACAAGUCCCCAAACGAAAGCCACUAACUGAGAAUAUUCUUAAGAAAGACAAUUCGCCUUCUAAAUCGCCAGCAAAGGCGGUUAAAGACUCUGUUGUGUCUCCGCGAAAAUCUCUAAAGUCUGAUUUGCCAGCUAAACCCUUAACUCGGCGCGCUAGUGGUCAAAAGGACCAACUUGUAUUGACAACGCCUCAAAAGUCCAGAAAUGACGUAGUUGUGACCAAGCGAGAAUUCAGGAGUCCUAAAACGAGUGUUAACCGACGUAAUUCAGAUGUUUCUGUGGAGAUAAACAUCAGUCAUCGGAAUGAUAUCCAGAUUGAAGUACAGGUGGAAGAAAGAGAUGCCCCAAUAAGCAUUUCUUAUGACCGUGGUGACGGCAGCAGUAAUGUUAUUGUAGAGGAAAUUGAAGACAAUACAUCCAAAGCAAUCAUGGACAAGGCAGCUGAGGAGGACAACAAGAGUGACCGCGGAGGCAUACGCACAAACAUGAAGUCUCGUCUGGACAGGCUGGGAAACUUGUACUCAGAUAAGCCGACCCUCUCAUCGCCGAUACACCGCACCGAGCAGCAGUUCAGGUCAGAGACUCCACCCACCGAGGUCAAGGAGGUCAAGACGGGCGGCAAGAAGAAAUUCGGGAGGCUAGCUGCCCUGGCCGACCAGAUUAAUAACUGGGAGGAUGACCCGACGCACCAUAGCUUCCAUCCCGAACCUCAAAAGAAGCAGCCUGAAAGAAAGUACGGGUCGAAAGUUGAACCUAAAUCAGGUCACGACAAGGACGCCUCCACAUUAGACGUGUCAAUACACUCCAUCAAGGAUAUCAACAAAGUUCUACAGUCUAACACGACGAAGGCUACACAGCCUUCAAAAACCAACACCAACACGUUUACAAAGCCUUCGAACGAGUGUCAGCGUUUGAAGAAAAAAAUAGUUGCUGAACUGGAGCCGAAGCGCGCGCCGGCAACCCCCAGUGCAACUGCAGCCCCCAACAUGGCUACAAUGGUCGCGAACUCGCCACCGGCCAACACCGUCACGAAAAAACCUUCCAUCAAGAAGUACAGAGCUCCGACGCCUCCCAGCAAGCAGGAUGAAUGUGACAGUGAUAAAGACAAAGAGAAUAAUAUCGUGGAGAGAGAGGAGAAUGACAAUGCGAGUGAUUGUGUACAAACAAAGCCGGAGAUCCCUGACAAACCGGUGAUCGCGUCGCCGCUCAAAAAAUUAGCUCCCAAAUUGAACGGAAAUGUUGAUAGAAGUUCUGUGCUGUCGAAAGCGGCUAUGUUUGAAGCUGGUAGUCCGAGGGCUAAGGACCCGGCUGAGAUGUCGCUAAGGGAACGGAAAGCGCUGUUCGAGAAAAACAAGGGUGUAGCGAUUGUCCCUAAAGCGCCCUUUGGUAUGGCCCCCUCCGUCAAAACACUGCACGGCGAGAAAGAAAAGCCACACAAACCGGUGCAAACCAGUACGAAAUCCACACCGACGAGAUCGAAUAAUAGUUCUUCAAGCAAUUCUAGAACUAAUUCCAAAGAGGCCAUAUCUGAAGACAGUGUCAGUCAAAGUUCCGUGGGUGGAGGGAUAAAAGAUAAACUGGCGGCGCUGUUUAGCAAGGAGCAGACUAUAAGCGAGUCGACGAUAGCGAAUAAGUUCAAACAAGAGAGGGAGAGAGAGAUGGAGAUGUUGCAGAGUAGAUUCCAUUACAAGCCUAAACAACGGAAAUCUGACGAGCACCACAGUGAUUCUGACGAUGACGAAGAACAUGACCCCUCAGAGAAGGUGCCUCUCAUGGGUAGUACCACCAGCCUGUCUCUCGCUAGCAAAAAGCCGGAAAUCAUAUCCAACAUACCCAAAGUACAUGAAGGACAAAAGGAGGUUAAAGACUCUUUGAAGAGAGAAGCUGAACAGGACAACGUUGUUGGCUCACAACCGGUCAAGAGAAGAAGCUCACAAUCCCAAGACUCUCCAGUAGUCCUAUCAGUAUUAGAGGAUGUCAAAAGGAUAAAAGUCAAUAACAACAAAAAGGAACCACAAACUAACGGAGCAGUUUUGCAACAGCCCACAAGUCUGUACCCGCAUUUAUCUGAUAUUGAAACGGACACGUCGAACACUCAAGAGGAAUACUCCGACUGUGGAGGCUCAAGUGAGAACCUGAAGGACAAUCUAAAUAAAUCUGACAACUGGGCCGAAACUUCGUUUGGACGAGAAGUCAUGAACGUGGUAAAGAAGAACAACACGAGCUACAAGAAAGCUGUCAGAGAGUGCGACAGCGACAGCUCGGCGAGUGCUUGCGACAGCGAGCUGGACGACAUGCUGGACGAGGCUCUCAACGACAGCGAGGGCCCCACGCCGCCCAAACUGAACAAGAACGGAAGCCUAUCAUCGACAAGCUUCGUGUACCAAAAGUCGCAGUUCAAAUCUCCGCUGAAGACGCAGCCGGCGACGCCCGCGCGGGACCGCGGCGCGGAACUAGUGCACAGCGUCAGCUUCUACCGGAGGAUGCAGGCGUCAUCGACGCCCACCACCCCGAUGCGUGUAGUGCGCCACCAUUCUCCAGAACGCGAGAUCCCGCCCACCCCGGAACCAGCGGCCCAGGUCACAACAGUACGACAGAGAAUCAAGGAACUACAAGCGGAGAUUACUAAACAACAGACCAUCAUAUCACAGGCCAGCCAAGCUCUGAACUUAUGCGCCGCUACGAUAGAGUUCAGCGGCUCCACGGAACAAGCGGAGGGAGAAAGGCUGCUUCUGUUAGCCACUCAUCGCCGGCAAGCGUGCGUGCAAGAAGUACAGAGGCUGCAGGUGGAAGGCGCCGGCCCCGCCGCCACGCAGGGCAUGGCCUCGCUGCACAUCAACAGCGUCUCCGUGCCGCUGAGGAGGGACUACGUGAGGCAGCUCAACGCAGAUGGCGCCGUAGGACACCACGCAGUUUGUCUUUUAAAAUGUCGCGACCGCGUUUUGGCGAGCAGCAUGCAACUCACUCAGCCAUCGUCAGCGCUGCUUCACUUCCCAGAUGAGAUACAAAUGGACGGACUCACUAGCGACUUCAAGGUCACUGUUGAAGUUUAUUUGUUGCAAGCGUCAAAAGAAAUUCUCCCGCAUGAAGUCAAGUACCACAUCACGAAUAAAAAGUCCAGCAAGCUGCUGACGCCGCGCCGGGCGGCGCCGCUGAAGGCGCCGCGCGCGGAGUCCCCGGGCGGGCCGCGCGCCGUGCGCUCGCCGCACUUCUCGCUGCACGGCUACUGCAUCUUCGCGUUGCAGCAUUCCUCGCGCAAAUCAUUCACUUUGAGCAAGGUGCCCUGUGGCAGUCCCCUAGAAGGAUCAGUUCAAAUAUCAAUGCGGGCUCGUCUGCUCGUCUCCCCCCCGGAGCCGCACGCGGCUUUCCUCACGGCCUUCGACGAUGUAUCAGGUCUGGGAGCUUGGCAUCGACGCUGGUUCAAACUUCAAGCACCCCAAUUGGCAUAUUGGAAGUAUCCGGAAGACGUCCAGCGUAAGCUACCGAUCGGCGACAUAGACCUAACAACGGUGACGUCAGAGAAGGCCGUGCGCGCCCCGCGCGACCUCUGCGCCCGGCCGAACACGAUCCUUCUGGAAACUUCCGUGCCCGCCGGGCUCAUAGUCCCGGACUCCGGGUCGUUGGUCUACUUCAGAAGGGAAGACGGCUCCGUGAUCAGGAGGCAUCUGUUGGCGGCCGACACGCCUAAGGAUAGGGAUGUGUGGUUGGAUUGUUUGAACAGAGCAUUGGAGUUUGUUAGGUGUUCCACGACGGAUGAUGAGAAAUGAUUUUGACAGUGCGAUGUUGCCUUUAGAUGUCCAAGCGACAGUUGAUUUUGGAUGUUGGUAAUGGUCGUUUGGAGAUCUUAAAAUGUACGCAUUUGUUUUUAACUUGAAUUGUGGUUUCAUUUUUAAGUUACUUGACAUUGAGGCAAAAUGAUGUUUUAAAAAAGAAGACUUAAAUUGAAGGUAACUUAUAUUUGUCUUAUUGUGUCGGUCGGUGGUUAAUUUUGUUGUUUAACUUUUUCUUGCAACUUCAUUAGCAUUAAAAUGAGAAUUUUGUGUUCUUAUUGGAAAUUGGUAAAAUGGUCUCUUAGCGUAUCACUACACUCGCAAAGGAAAAUAUAAACUAUAAAUUUCAACUUCCCACUCUUUGUAGUUUCGGCUGUACGUUGUCUGUCAAUGGACAUACCUUAAACAGUUGAAUCAUUUCAACUGACAAAGCAUAUAGUAGUGUAUUUUGAAGACUUAAAAAAAUAUCCGUAUUUUGACAUUGCUUACAAAAAUUAUGUAAAAUACUUAUAUUUAUGUGUAUUUGUUUAUCUUUUCUUACUUAUAUUUAUGUAUUUGAUUCAAAUGGCAGCGCCAAAAAUUUAAAUGACUUGUGGGUAUUACAUUACACACGCAAUAUUUCCCUUCAUUUUAACGUAUGUUCAACUUAUAUUUAAUCUAAUAGUUAUAAAUAAAUCGUCUUUCACUUGAUCUAAUUCAGUCAUCCUUAAUGAUUCGGAAACUAAUUCAGAAAAGUCAUGUUUCAUCACUCGUCUGAUUACUGAAUCAUAGUCUGAAUUUAGUCAUGUGUAAUACGCGCCUUCAUAUCGUUAUAUAUCCAUUCGCCUGUGACGUCAAAGAUCCGUCUAUGCAUGUCUGAAUUCAACUUGAAAACCGCAGUUUGGUUUUCAUUAUAUCAUUAGUAUGUAAUUGACACAUUAGAAUUGACAGGGCACAAAUUGUGCUUUAAAAUUUUAGCUGUAAUAUUGUACUGAUACUAACAUAGGAUAGAUUCCCUGUAUCGAUUAAAACUUCUUUAGUACUACCACGUUUCUAAGUCGGCAUUAUUCGGCACAGAAUAGCGCAACCUACCGCCGAAUCAAACCGCAUCGAAACUCAAUGAAAUUACGACCUUAUUACAAGUACAUUAAACUUAAAAUCUAAAAACAAUGUCUCCUGUUGUCUCGCUCAAAGAAGUAGUAGUACAAUAGCGGGAAGUUCGGUUGGCGGGUUCAAAUAGCGCGCUCUGAUAGGCUCAACCGUUCAAAUUCACGCGCAAGAUUUUCGCGCCAUAAAAAGACUUCAGCGCAGCUGUGUCAGUUUAAUUUUUAAAAGUGGUAAUACUGUAGUUGCUAUAUUAUAUCACAUUUAUUUUUAAGUUUAAUUUAAAAAACAAUCAUUUUGAUGAAUUUUUCGGACAAUGUUCGAACGAUUAUUUGUUUAGAAAUAUUUGGUAAGAAGUUUUAAAUAAAACAUAUGGUUGAUGCUUUGGACGA
Molecule: messenger RNA, 5469 nt
Organism: Amyelois transitella
Lineage: Eukaryota; Metazoa; Arthropoda; Insecta; Lepidoptera; Pyralidae
Gene: scra
Product: anillin
Exons: 21
Coding region: 146-3991 (1281 amino acids)
Biological process (GO): septin ring organization; mitotic cytokinesis; actomyosin contractile ring assembly
Cellular component (GO): actomyosin contractile ring
Source: RefSeq, a predicted model, not a curated record